UCCCACACUUCUCUUUCCCAAAGCUGAAAGCACCUAGAUUCUUUUCCUUCCCUAUUAUAGCCUUCGGUUCAUUCAACUUCUCUAAUGAUAUUCACUUUCCUCUGCCGUUACAGUGAACUUGAACAGUUUUAAAAUCUCUCUAUAUAUCAGCAAAUAAAAUAAUUUUCAGCCCCACCUCUCAUCUUCUAUUCUCUUGCAACUUCUCUGUUAAGCCCUAGAUUUAGAAAAUAAUAGAAUUUGAUUGAAUUUCUGGAUUCCAUUUUUAGAUCCCAGUUUUUUUUCUUAAUUAUUUUUCCCCUUUUUUGGUGGAUUGUUGGUUGAGAUUUUUGGGCUACUAUAAGAAUAAUAACAAAACCCCAGGGUUUAAGUUCAAUAUGUCAGCAGGGGUAUGCGGGAAGCGGGUGGGAUUUGAGGAAAUCUUCGGAUCCUCAUCUUCGUCGGCUAAGAGAUCCAGGUGUUCUAAUUUUCGGUCACCUACCCGAUCCCCUGAAUUUGGGUCCGGAUCCGAGGACACCGUAUUUACUUUGUUGCAAAUGUUCCCUGCUUUGGAUCCUGAGUUGGUAAAAACUGUUUACAGGAACCACAACAAUAAGAUUGAUGAUGCAAUUCAGACUUUAAUGAAAUUUUCAUUUGGUGAUGAUGUGGAUAGAAAUAAAUCACAGAGCUUUGAGUCAGCUACGAUUGGAAAUUGUGAUGCUGUUCCUGCUUUAAGCACUGCUACUUGUCAUCAAAUGUCAGAAGAAGAGGUUGAAAAUUUGAAAACGAGCAGUGAUUAUGAAAAUGUUGUAGAUGGCCCGAAGUGGGUGGAUCAAUUUGUGCAGGAGAUGAUGAAAGCAGCAGAUCUGGAUGAUGCUAGGAGACGUGCUGCUCAAGUUUUAGAAGCUUUUGAAAGAAGUAUAACUGCUCAGUCCCGGGCAACAGAACUGCCAGAGGAUGCUUCAAUGAAGGAGCAUCUUCAAAGUUUACUAAAUGAUAACCAAAUCUUGAAGAGAGCUGUUGCCAUCCAGUACGAACGUAAUGUGGAACAAGAGGAGAAGACAAGGGAAGUGCAAAACUUAAAGCUUUUGUUAAAUCAGUACCAAGAGCAAAUCCGAAGUUUAGAGCUAAACAACUAUGCAUUGAAACUUCAUCUUCAAAGGGCACAACAAAGUAGCUCUAUUCCCGGGUUCUUUAAUCCGGACAUAUGUUGAGGUUAUUUUGGUUAUCAUCAUGUAAUUUACUGUUCCUCUAUACGUGAUGUAUUCUUUUUCCCCCUCUUGUUGAGUUUUUUUUCCUCCAUUUUACUAGGAGUUAAUGAAAAAUAUUAAGUUUUACACCUGAUUGUACUAAAGUUAGAAGUUAUAUGUAUAAUUCAGGCCAAAUAAAAUUUAGCAGUUUGCUUGAA
Molecule: messenger RNA, 1384 nt
Organism: Hevea brasiliensis (rubber tree)
Lineage: Eukaryota; Viridiplantae; Streptophyta; Magnoliopsida; Malpighiales; Euphorbiaceae
Exons: 5
Coding region: 375-1190 (271 amino acids)
Molecular function (GO): ubiquitin binding
Source: RefSeq, a predicted model, not a curated record